CAAACAUGGCAGACGCUUUUGGAGACGAGUUGUUCAGCGUGUUUGACGAUGAACAACAAACCACCGCCAGUAAAAAGAUAUCUGCGUGUCUGACACCAGAAAUUGGGAACAAUGACACCGACAUGGAUACUGCUCCGUCUGCCACGGGCAAGAGGGAGGCCGACAAUGAUGGUGGAGAGGAGAUGGUGUUUGGGAAGAAACCCAAACACGAGACCGUUUCUGACCUGAAUCUUGCAGAGGUUAUGCCCCAAGUGAAGGUGGAGCAAGUUGAAACUGUGGAAGGAUGCUCACAUGAGGUCGCUCUUCCCGCCAGUGAUAAAUAUAAACCACUGAAACCGAGAGUGGGGAAAGCAGCCAAGGAGUACCCGUUUGUUCUUGACCCAUUCCAGCGUGAAGCCAUCUUAUGUAUCGACAACAACGAGUCUGUGCUUGUUUCUGCACACACCUCUGCUGGCAAGACUGUCUGUGCUGAAUAUGCCAUUGCACUGGCCCUCAGAGAGAAACAGAGAGUGAUCUUCACCAGCCCCAUCAAAGCCCUCUCCAACCAGAAGUACAGAGAAAUGUACGAAGAGUUCCAGGAUGUCGGACUGAUGACUGGCGACGUCACCAUCAACCCCACUGCCUCCUGCCUCAUCAUGACAACAGAGAUCCUGAGGAGCAUGCUGUACCGAGGGUCUGAGAUCAUGAGGGAAGUGGCGUGGGUCGUCUUUGACGAGAUCCAUUACAUGAGAGAUCCAGAGCGUGGUGUGGUUUGGGAGGAGACCAUUAUUCUGCUUCCUGACAAUGUGCAUUACGUCUUCCUGUCGGCCACCAUCCCCAAUGCCAGGCAGUUUGCCGAGUGGAUAACCCACCUCCAUAAACAGCCGUGCCAUGUAGUCUACACAGAAUUCCGUCCCACUCCACUGCAACACUACGUCUUUCCAUCAGGAGGCGACGGACUCCACCUCGUUAUUGAUGAGAACGGAGAUUUCAGAGAGGACAAUUUCAACACCGCCAUGCAGGUGCUGAGAGAUGCCGGAGACUCAGGGGGCGGCUCGGGGGGCAAGUGGGACCCGAGAGGGCGGAAAGGAGGCACUAGAGGCCCGUCCAAUGUGUUCAAGAUCGUAAAGAUGAUCAUGGAGAGAAACUUCCAGCCCGUUAUCAUUUUCAGCUUCAGCAAGAAAGAAUGCGAGGCCUACGCUCUGCAGGCGGCUAAGCUGGACUUUAACAACGAUGCCGAGAAACGUCUGGUGGAACAAGUGUUCAACAACGCGGUGGACUGUCUUUCUGACGAAGACAAGAAACUCCCUCAGGUGGAGCAUGUGCUGCCGCUGUUGAAGAGGGGGAUAGGAAUUCACCACGGAGGCCUUCUGCCCAUCCUCAAAGAGACCAUAGAGAUCCUUUUCUCUGAGGGCCUCAUAAAGGCCCUGUUUGCGACAGAGACGUUCGCCAUGGGCAUCAACAUGCCGGCUCGCACUGUGCUCUUCACCAGCGCACGCAAGUUUGAUGGCAAGAACCACCGCUUUAUUACAUCAGGUGAGUACAUCCAGAUGUCUGGGCGAGCCGGUAGGAGAGGAAUGGACGACAGGGGGAUUGUUAUCUUCAUGGUGGACGAGAAGAUGAGUCCCUCUGUGGGCAAACAGCUGCUCAAGGGCUCGGCGGACCCUCUGAACAGCGCCUUCCACCUGACCUACAACAUGGUGCUCAACCUGCUGCGUGUGGAGGAGAUCAACCCCGAGUACAUGCUGGAAAAGUCCUUCUACCAGUUCCAGCACUACAGGGCUUUGCCUGGUGUCGUGGAGAAAAUGGAGAAGUAUGAAAAGGAGUACCACAAAAUUGAGAUCCCUAAUGAAGAGAGUGUGUUCACUUACUAUAAAAUCCGACAGCAGCUGGCCAAACUGGGUAAUGAGAUCCAAGCGUUCAUCCACAAACCCAAAUACUGCCUCCCCUUCUUGCAGCCCGGGCGGCUUGUCAAGGUGAAAAAUGAAGACGCCGACUUUGGCUGGGGAGUCGUCGUCAACUUCUGCAAGAAGACGAACGUGAAGGCCUGCACCGACUCUGAUCCGCUGAUUGUGGUGGAGGUUCUGGUCCACUGCAGUAAGGACAGUGUCAAGGAGGCUCGGACUGAGGCUGCUAAACCUGCUGCUCCAGGGGAGACUGGAGAGAUGGAGGUGGUCCCAGUGAUGCUCCAUCUCCUGACCGCCAUCAGCUCAGUUCGCCUUUACAUCCCCAAAGACCUGAGGCCCUUUGACAGCAGACAGCUCAUGCUCAAGUCUAUUCAGGAGGUGCAAAAACGUUUCCCAGAUGGCUUGCCGCUGCUCGACCCCGUCGACGACAUGGGCAUCAAAGACUCUGAGCUGAAGAAAGUGAUUCAGAAAGUGGAGGCCUUCGAGCACCGCAUGUACUCCCACCCCAUGCACAGCGACCCCAACCUGGAAGCUGCGUACUCCCUCUGUGAGAAGAAAGCUCUGAUUGCAGCAGACGUCCGAGCGGCCAAGCAAGAGCUGAAGAAAGCUCGCACCGUGCUGCAGAUGGACAAGCUGAAGUGCCGGAAGAGAGUCCUGCGACGCCUCGGCUUCGCCGGCCCGUCUGACGUCAUCGAGAUGAAAGGGAGGGUCGCCUGUGAAAUCAGCAGUGCCGAUGAGCUCCUGCUGACGGAGAUGGUGUUCAACGGGCUCUUCAACGAUCUGACGGCGGAACAAGCCACCGCCCUGCUGUCGUGCUUCGUCUUCCAGGAGAAUGCCAGUGAGAUGCCCAAGCUGACCGAACAACUAGCCGCUCCCUUGAGACAAAUGCAGGAGUGUGCAAAGCGCAUCGCCAAAGUGUCGGCAGAGGCCAAGCUGGACAUCGACGAGGAGGCCUACCUGAACCAGUUCAAGCCUCACCUCAUGGACGUGGUGUUCGCCUGGGCCAACGGCGCCACCUUCGCUCAAAUCUGCAAGAUGACUGACGUCUUUGAAGGGAGCAUCAUCCGGUGCAUGCGCCGCCUGGAGGAAGUCCUGAGGCAAAUGUGCUCUGCAGCCAAGGCAAUCGGCAACACCGAGCUGGAGAACAAGUUCGCCGAAGGAAUAACGAAGAUCAAGAGAGACAUUGUGUUUGCUGCCAGUCUCUACCUCUAAGCACCUUCCCAGCGCCGGAGGGUAAACGCUGUUUUUGACUUUUUCGUUCCGAUUAAUCCCUGAUGGAUCUCUAGAACCGUGAUUAUUUUUUGGGGUUUUAGGCUCACAUUUUCAAAUACGGAGUUCAAAUAUUGUGGCUUUUUGUUCCCCACCAAAAUGUUAAAUCGGCUUUUAUUUUAUUUGUUUUUCACGUCAUUUGUUUGACUAGUUCAUAAUUUUUUUCCUGAACUUUGUGAUGUUGUUUUUGUGAGAAUGCCAUUAAAAUUCAGAAUUAACAGAAGUGUUUUCAUUCCGGUGAAUGCUUCUGUGUAAAGAAUACAUUGAAUGUUCAUGCUUAUGUUAGUCUCACUUAAAAGAAAGUCAAAUGGCCUUUUCCUGUUUUUCUUGUUUUAGAUAUUUGUACAUAUUUCAACUUUUUACAAUAAACUCAGUUUGGUGUUUAAAAAAAAUACCGAUUACCAAAAACAAA
Pseudoliparis swirei is the source of this 3567-nucleotide messenger RNA. RefSeq names its product Mtr4 exosome RNA helicase (gene mtrex). Gene Ontology annotation, biological process: maturation of 5.8S rRNA; RNA catabolic process. The coding region runs from base 6 to 3098 and encodes 1030 amino acids. Gene Ontology annotation, molecular function: RNA binding; RNA helicase activity; ATP binding. The transcript has 27 exons. Gene Ontology annotation, cellular component: nucleus. Lineage: Eukaryota; Metazoa; Chordata; Actinopteri; Perciformes; Liparidae. The record is from RefSeq and is a predicted model, not a curated record.